Penicillium chermesinum is the source of this 459-nucleotide messenger RNA. Its product is annotated as PX domain-containing protein YPT35. Bases 1 to 459 code for a protein of 152 amino acids. Gene Ontology annotation, molecular function: phosphatidylinositol-3-phosphate binding. Gene Ontology annotation, cellular component: endosome. The record is from RefSeq and is a predicted model, not a curated record. Lineage: Eukaryota; Fungi; Ascomycota; Eurotiomycetes; Eurotiales; Aspergillaceae. The transcript has 5 exons.
AUGCUCCCCACCGGUUCCCCGAAAGCCCGCCCUGUCUCCGGCGUGGUCCCACCGUAUUGGCAGCGCCAUGAGCGCGGUUCGUCGCGCGCGUCGCAGGCAUCGCUCCGGUCCACGCUUAUCACGCUAGAGGACCAUACGGCUGACCCGGACUCGGAGACGAGUCGGGGGCUGUGGGCGCGGAGCGUCACCAUUGACGAUCAUGUGGUGGGUGGCCCGAUGGUUGUUCGUAUGAGAUACUCCGAAUUUGAUGAUCUACGACAGCGGCUAGUCUUAUCUUUCCCGCAUGCGAAAAAUGCCCUUCCUGCUUUGCCGCCUAAAAGCGUUUUAUUCAAAUUCCGCCCUGACUUCCUUGAACAACGACGGGCCGGAUUGGAAUAUUUCCUCAACUGUGUUCUUCUGAACCCAGAGUUCUCAAGCUCCCCUGUCGUGAAAGACUUUCUCUUCGGUCGACUUUCCUAA